AUGAGGUCUUUCUGUGAGUCUGGGGUCUGCUGUCUCUUGCUUCUGAUGCUGGAGAUGUCCUCCACUGACGGUGUUAUUGAUCCGCAGAGUGUUUUAGCCCAAAGCUACGCUCAGAGCAGACAUCUCGCUCCCAAUACUCGACCACGACAGAGGACUCUUAACCCCGCCGCCUCAGAUUCCCAGUGUAGGAGUCGACCACUGGACCUGGUCUUCAUCAUCGACAGCUCCCGAAGCGUCCGCCCCGCGGAGUUUGAGAAGGUUAAAAUCUUCUUGGCCGACAUGGUCGACACUCUGGACGUUGGUUCUGACGCGACCCGCGUGGCUGUGGUCAAUUACGCCAGCACCGUGAAAAUAGAAUUUCUGCUAAAGGACAACUUCAGGAAGGAGGACAUGAAACAGGCCAUCUCCCGCAUCGACCCUCUGGCCGCCGGAACCAUGACGGGACUCGCCAUAAAGACGGCCAUGGAGGAGGUGUUUACGGAACAGGCUGGUGCCCGGCCACGCUCCAAAAACAUCUCCAAAGUGGCCAUCAUUGUGACGGACGGGCGUCCUCAGGAUCAGGUGGAGGAGGUUUCGGCCGCUGCCCGCGCCGCUCAGAUUGAAAUAUACGCCGUCGGAGUUGAUCGCGCCGACAUGCGCUCCCUCAGACUCAUGGCCAGCAACCCUUUGGAAGAUCACGUCUUCUACGUGGAGACCUACGGAGUCAUCGAGAAACUCACCUCCAAGUUUCGGGAGACCCUGUGCGGUCUGGACCCCUGUGCCCUGGGACACAACUGCCAGCACAUUUGUGUCAGCAACGGAGCCUCCUACUCCUGCAAGUGCCGGGAGGGCUUUGUUCUGAACGAAGACAAGAGAACAUGUUCCAAAAAACAAAUGAAAGUGGAGAUAGUUCAGGAUCCCUGCCUGUGCGAGGCCCGUCUGGCGUUCCAGAGACAGACUCUAGCCUCCAUCCAGGACCUCAGUACCAAACUCGCUGAUAUGACCAGGAAGGUCCAGCAGUUGGAGGGUGCCCUGGGUCGGAUGUAA
Molecule: messenger RNA, 1026 nt
Organism: Chanos chanos (milkfish)
Lineage: Eukaryota; Metazoa; Chordata; Actinopteri; Gonorynchiformes; Chanidae
Gene: matn3a
Product: matrilin 3a
Exons: 5
Coding region: 1-1026 (341 amino acids)
Molecular function (GO): calcium ion binding
Source: RefSeq, a predicted model, not a curated record